Trachymyrmex septentrionalis is the source of this 1437-nucleotide messenger RNA. RefSeq names its product carbohydrate sulfotransferase 11-like. Gene Ontology annotation, molecular function: sulfotransferase activity. The transcript has 7 exons. The record is from RefSeq and is a predicted model, not a curated record. Gene Ontology annotation, cellular component: membrane. Gene Ontology annotation, biological process: carbohydrate biosynthetic process. The coding region runs from base 1 to 1107 and encodes 368 amino acids. NCBI's taxonomy places the organism in Eukaryota, Metazoa, Arthropoda, Insecta, Hymenoptera, Formicidae.
AUGCCCGGAGAAGUCCGAUAUGAGUACAGACGGAAACACGUUCUCCGGGAGAAGAUGACCCCGCGUCGUCGCGUCUUGGCAGGAAUUCGUCGUGCUAUUUUUGCCGCUGGUGUCCUGGCGCUUAUUGUCCUGGCAUUGUCAGGCCAGGAUGGCACCAACACCCUGCAGCACGGGAAUUCGCUGGAGGACGCGAAUCUGACGCCGGAGGAGAAAAUAUUAGAGCAGAUUACGACAGCAGAAACUGAGCAACGUCUAAUAGCCAGGCGGAAAUUUCUGGCGGAAAAAUGCGCCGAGGAGGGACUCGAUCGUUCUGGCAAUGACUCGCUUCACAGGCCGAACGCCUGGGAAUUUCUUGUAAAUAAAGAAUAUCAUCUUAUAUGGUGCAACGUUUUCAAAGCAGCAUCGACAUCAUGGAUGUAUAACUUUAAUUUACUUGCUGGAUACAGUCCGCAAUUUUUGAAGGCCUCCAAGGCAGUGCCAGUCUCAUUAGCUAGACAAAGGUAUCCUAGGCACAGCGCAGAAGAACUAGCUAAAUAUCUAAAUGACAGCAUCAGUUUUUUGAUAGUGCGACAUCCUUUCGAAAGAUUGCUCAGCGCUUAUCGAGAUAAAUUGGAGCAUAGUCUGCCGCACACAUUUCACAGUAACCUCGGUGCACACAUAGUUUGGCACUACAGAGCAAGGGAUUCAAAGACGAAUACAAGACAAGGACCGAGAUAUCCCCUCUUCGAGGAAUUCGUACGAUGGUUGUUAUGCCAGUGGAGAGCAGGGAACGAUCUCGACAUGCAUUGGACACCAGUUGUAAACUUUUGCACACCCUGCCAAGUGCGAUUCGAUGUGAUAGCGAAAUUCGAGACAUUACAUAAUGACCAAGACUAUCUCAUAAAACAAGCUCACGUGGGACACAUCAUCAAACCCGAGUGGAAAAAUCCUACUAAGGGCGUGCAAACGAAAGAUGUCAUAAAAAAUUAUUUUAUGCAAUUAUCCAAGACACAAAUCGAAGAGCUCUAUGAAAUGUUCAGGUAUGACUUCGUACUAUUCGAUUAUUCGCCAGACGAAUAUUUAGCAUUUGGUAGAGAUGAAAUCACCACACUAAUAUGUAAAAAAUGAACUUGACAUAUCUAUACUUGAGAUAUGUGAAUAUGAAAUGGAAUGAGACAUACGACACACACAACGAAAUCGUAGGUAGCGCUUAAAUAAAUUUGAAGGGACAGGAAGUAUAAUAUUCGAUAUGUAUAUAGUGACGAUCAAUGCAUUUCUUAUAUGGGAAAAAAUGAAAGGAUAUAUCCUGGUUUUGUAACUUACAUAUAAACUACGUUAUCAUAUUGAACAUUUUGAUAGCGCAUACGUUAAAGUUUAUCGAAUUGUUAUACUGAAAUAUAUUGGAAGAAAUAUAUUAGAAGAACACAAUAAAAAUUUACGAUAAAUAAUGAUGCAAAU